AGCAUGCGCAGAGUGAAGGAGUGGCGGAAGUGAGAGCGGGGCGCGUGCGCAGAGGGAAGGAGUGGCGGAAGUGAAGCGGCGGCGGAGGUGGAGGCGCCAUGGAGGCGCUGGCCGUCACCGCCCAGCUCUGCGGGCCGGAGCUGGAGCGCUACGGGCGCUGCGUGGCCGCCAGCCCCGGGAGCUGGCACCGCGAUUGUCACCAGCUGUCCCUGAGCGUCACCGAGUGCGCCUCCGGCCACCCCCUGGUUCGCCGGAUCCGCCGCGACUGCUCCGAGUCCUUCGGGGCCUUCGAGCGCUGCCUGCGGGAGCGGCCGCGGGGCACGGCGCAGUGCGGGCCCCAGGCCAGCCAGUUCCUGCUGUGCGCCCAGAAUGUCACCCAGAGUGCCACCCCCGGGGGACACCGCCAGUGCCACCCCCAGUGCCAGCCUGGGGACGCCACCAGGGGCACCUCCACAGAGAAUCCCUGGAAUUAAAACCCCUCCAGGAAUGCUGGGAAAGCCUCGGAACCUUCCGGAAUCUCCUCCCAAAUCCUGGGAAUUGCCUCUCUGGAAAAGGAGCCCCAGGAUGUGGGACCUGAUCUGCAAUUCCUUGCGGAUUCCCACGCUUUUAUCCCAAAAAUUGGAGGAAGAAAUAAAAAAUUCCAGCGGGGUCUCCCCAGGAAUCUUCA
Passer domesticus (house sparrow) is the source of this 667-nucleotide messenger RNA. RefSeq names its product coiled-coil-helix-coiled-coil-helix domain containing 5 (gene CHCHD5). The record is from RefSeq and is a predicted model, not a curated record. Gene Ontology annotation, cellular component: mitochondrial intermembrane space. Gene Ontology annotation, biological process: cellular respiration. Lineage: Eukaryota; Metazoa; Chordata; Aves; Passeriformes; Passeridae.